CCGGAUGCAAACCGAAAUCGAACAAAUAUUUUCUCCAACCUAAUAUUCAAUAACAAAAAAAAAAAAAAAGAGAAAAGGUGGAAUUAGAGAAUAUAUAAAAAGGAGAGGCUCACGACGAAGUCGACUUGACUUAAAAGAGAAUCCCAUCAUCAUAAAAUCCAAAUCCCUUGGCUGCGUUUCUUCUGCAUUGACCGGAUCGCUUCGUUCUUACGCGGAUUCAUCCUCAAUUCACCAUGACUCGUGGAAGUCAGAGAGAGCGUGACCGUGAAAGAGCCGCGGCUCGUGCUGGAGGAAAAGGAAAGGGUGCUGACGACGGAUUGACGCCGGAGCAACGCCGUGAAAGAGAUGGAAAAGCAUUGCAAGAGAAAGCAGCAAAGAAGGCUGCUCAAGCUGCAGCUGCUGCAGGUUCUGGUGGAGGAGCAGGAGGCAAAGGAACUGCUAAGAAGUGAAAUCAUUUGGUCUGUCUAUUCGGCGCAAUAAUGUAGACUUUUACGGGUUUUUUUUUAUUAUAAACAUCUCGCAAAAUGUUUCAAAUUGGGUUAACUUCGACUUGAGUUGUACUCUUGUCUGAAUCCCGUUAUGCUGUUUCUCUGUUGAAAAAUUUAUGUCUGAUGCUUGCGGUAACUUAUUUGGCCUUUAUAUGAUCUGUUAUGAAUA
Molecule: messenger RNA, 657 nt
Organism: Brassica napus (rape)
Lineage: Eukaryota; Viridiplantae; Streptophyta; Magnoliopsida; Brassicales; Brassicaceae
Product: small EDRK-rich factor 2
Exons: 3
Coding region: 234-449 (71 amino acids)
Source: RefSeq, a predicted model, not a curated record